Messenger RNA from Trichoderma atroviride IMI 206040, 2214 nucleotides. RefSeq lists its product as uncharacterized. Gene Ontology annotation, molecular function: catalase activity; heme binding. Gene Ontology annotation, biological process: response to oxidative stress; hydrogen peroxide catabolic process. NCBI's taxonomy places the organism in Eukaryota, Fungi, Ascomycota, Sordariomycetes, Hypocreales, Hypocreaceae. Gene Ontology annotation, cellular component: cytosol. The record is from RefSeq and is a predicted model, not a curated record.
AUGUCAAAUAUUAUCCCUCCAGCCGUGAAACAAGCAGUCAUGGGCCAAAAAGGAGCGAAAGCAGACCAGCUGGCGGCUCACACUGUUGAGCCGACCAAGGAUAGCAGAAUUACAUCUGACUUUGGAACUAAACAAACUAAUACAGAUGACUGGCUUCGGAUCAACAGCAAGGACCAGAUAGGCCCGUCGCUGCUGGAAGAUCCAUUUGGGCGUGAAAAAAUCCAUCGAUUCGAUCAUGAGCGUAUACCAGAGCGAGUCGUCCACGCUCGAGGCACCGGCGCGUUUGGAACAUUUCGCCUAUUCGAAUCUGCCGAAGACGUCAGCCAUGCCAAUAUCUUGACCGACACUUCACGCGAGACGCCAGUCUUUCUUCGCUUCUCGACCGUUCUGGGAAGCCGUGGCUCUGCCGAUACCGUUCGUGAUGUGCGCGGCUUUGCAGUCAAAUUCUACACGCAAGAGGGCAACUGGGACAUUGUAGGCAACAACAUUCCCGUCUUCUUCAUCCAGGACGCCAUCAAGUUUCCCGACCUCAUCCACGCCGGGAAGCCCGAGCCUCACAACGAAGUUCCCCAGGCGCAGUCGGCUCACAACAACUUCUGGGACUUUGUCCAGAUGCACUCGGAGGCCACUCACAUGUACAUGUGGACCAUGUCCGAUCGGGCCAUUCCUCGUUCAUAUCGAAUGAUGCAAGGGUUUGGCGUAAACACAUAUACACUUACCAAUGCAUCUGGUGAACGUUCGUUUGUCAAGUUCCAUUUCACGCCAGAGCUGGGAGUGCACUCUCUUGUCUGGGACGAGGCGCUCAAACUUGCGGGCCAAGACCCCGAUUUCCACCGCAAGGAUCUCAUGGAAGCCAUUGACAACGGCGUAUAUCCGAAGUGGAAGUUUGGCAUCCAGACAAUUGAUGAGUCAAACGAAGACGACUUUGACUUUGACAUUCUCGAUGCUACAAAGGUCUGGCCUGAAGACCUCGUACCUAUUCGGUAUAUCGGCGAGCUCGAGCUGAACAAGAAUGUGGACGAGUUCUUUACCCAGACAGAGCAAGUAGCAUUCUGCACCAGCCACGUUGUACCAGGAAUCGGCUUCUCAGACGAUCCUCUCUUGCAAGGCCGAAACUUUUCUUAUACCGAUACUCAGCUGAGCCGGCUGGGCACCAACUGGCAGGAAUUGCCCAUCAACAAGCCAGUGUGUCCAGUCAUGAACUUCAAUCGCGACGGCGCAAUGAGACACACCAUCUCAAAGGGCAAAGUCAACUACUGGCCCAACAGAUUCGAAGCUCAGCCACCAGCGACCCAGGAAGAGGGCGGAUAUGUCGACUACCCCGAAAAAGUCAUUGGCAUCAAGGAGCGAGCAAAGAGCGCAAAGUUCAAGGAGCAUUUCUCCCAAGCACAGCUCUUCUUCAACUCGCUUUCUCAAAUCGAAAAGUCUCACCUCAUAGCCGCAUUCUCGUUUGAGCUGGAUCACUGCGACGAACCGAUUGUGUAUGAGCGGCUUGUGAAACGACUCGCCGACAUUGACAUUGGCCUCGCACAGUCUGUUGGGAAAAUGGUCGGAGGGCCCGUUCCAGAAAGCAAAAGGCAGCCGAAUCACGGGAAGAAGGCCAAAGGCCUUAGCCAGCUGGAGUAUCUCCCAGACGAGCCGACGAUUGCAUCCCGACGAAUUGGCAUCAUCAUUGCUGACGGAUACGAUCCGAUUGCUUUCAACGCCAUGUACGGAGCAGCCAAAGGAGCAAAAGCCAUCCCGCUGGUCAUCAGCACACACCGGUCUCCUACUUUCGCCGAUGGAGAGAGUGAAGACGGAAAAGGCAUCACUGCGGAUCACCAUCUAGAAGGCCAGCGUAGCACAAUGUUUGAUGCCAUCUUUGUGCCUGGGGGCAAGAAAUCCAUCGAGACGCUUUCCAAAAACGGCCGAGCGCUGCAUUACAUCCGUGAGGCGUUUGGCCAUCUCAAGCCCAUCGGGGCCACCGGAGAGGGCGUGUUGCUGGUUGAAAAGGCACUCCAGCUACCCGAACAUGUGGUCACGUCCAGCGACCACGAAGCUGUGGAGAGCUAUGGCGUAGUUACACUGAAAAGUGCGCAGCCGGAGGGCUUUGGAGAGGUCAUGUCCGCAGUGAAGGGUGCCAAGGGGUUUUUGGACAAGUUUGCCUAUGCGAUUGGCAAUCAUCGCUGCUGGGAGCGGGAACUUGAUGGUCUUAAUACCAUGGUGGCGUAUUAG